This is a messenger RNA of Suillus subalutaceus, 1379 nucleotides long. Its product is annotated as UbiA prenyltransferase family-domain-containing protein. Gene Ontology annotation, biological process: heme biosynthetic process. Lineage: Eukaryota; Fungi; Basidiomycota; Agaricomycetes; Boletales; Suillaceae. Gene Ontology annotation, molecular function: protoheme IX farnesyltransferase activity. Gene Ontology annotation, cellular component: membrane; mitochondrion. Bases 36 to 1346 code for a protein of 436 amino acids. The record is from RefSeq and is a predicted model, not a curated record. The transcript has 2 exons.
CUAAUUGAAACCUUGGUCUGUGCGCUGGUGCAGAAAUGAGAAAAAUACAUGCUUUUCAGUCAUGUAGCAAAAGUUUUAUUGCCCGCACAUCAAGUGCAUCACGCUCUCUCGCUAGCCAAAAGUUUCUGGCCUCCGCGGCUUUCAGUAGACCGUACACCGUGUCUUCUGCGCGUCGAGAUUUUACUUCCUUCUUUUGCCACAAUCAACAGUGGUCUGCUCGUAGUGAUGGGCUAAAGGCUUCCGAUAUAAUUCGCGUUCGAGGCAUUGCACAUGCAGUUGCAGAACCAGAUACAGUUCAUGUCGCCCCCGCAGGCUUCAAAGAAGUCGAAGUACUCACCCCGAGACGCCUAUUAAAGAUCUACGCGCAGCUUGCCAAGUCACGCCUGACCAUCCUGGUUGUCUUGACCGCAAUGUCAGGGGUCGCUCUCUCACCACUUCCUGCAACGGUCCCGAUUCUGCUCUCCACAGCUGUCGGUACGGCUCUAUGUUCGGCUUCGGCGAAUACUUUGAAUCAACUCCAAGAGAUACCUUAUGAUGCUCAAAUGGCUCGCACCCGCCAAAGGCCGUUGGUUCGAAGAGCCAUUUCCCCUUUGCAUGCUGCAGGGUUUGCCGCUGUGACAGGAGUAGCAGGUCCUGCAGUACUAUGGUUCAUGGCGAGCCCAAUUACAGCUUGUCUUGGCGUAGCCAACAUUGUACUUUAUGCAGCGGCAUACACUUGGAUGAAACGUAAAAGCGUAUCCAACACCUGGGUGGGCGCAGUCGUUGGUGGAAUCCCGCCGGUUAUGGGUUGGACAGCCUGUGGUGGAAAAAUACUCCCAUCUGCAGAUUACCCGAUUCACAUUUUCCUUCCUUCAUUCCUCACAGAGACACCACUAGACAUGUCCAUGAUCGAUAACCCCUUUGGCGCGUUCGCACUAUUCAUGCUUCUCUACAGUUGGCAAUUCCCUCACUUCAACUCGUUAUCGCAUUUUAUUCGAGGUUCCUACGCUCAAGCAGGCUACAAGAUGCUAUGCGUGCUGGACCCACAAAAAAAUGCCCUCGUGGCUCUCCGCCACUCUUUAAUCCUUGUCCCUAUUUGUUCUAUAUUGUUCCCACUGUCAGGAUUGACUACGUGGGCCUUUGCUAUCACAAGCUUAGUUCCGAACGCAAUUUGCGUUCGUGGUUCUUGGGUCUGGUGGCGCCGUUGUGGAGAAAAGGAAGCAAGGGUAUCGUUCCAAAAUUACCUGUGGUAUCUGCCGGUGAUGCUGGCUCUGAUGAUGGUUCACAAGCAAGGGCUAGAAUGGAGACGUUGGGUAGGAAUGCAAGACGAGGUGCCGUCGGACGGAGCAGAUAUACCAAAGCCAUAAGCAUAGACUGUCCAAUUAAUCUUGAUAUAUUAU